AUGUUGCCUCGUCAAGAUGGCUGGCGCACGCCUUUUGUGGACGACCAGGGUCGUCGUGCUAGCCAGCAGGAUGGGACGGAUUAUCCUUUCCCGCAAAACGCGGAUGCGAGUGUGUCAGGAACAAACGACGACGACAGGAACCGCGACAAGGAUGAAGACCCCGGCGAAGAGAAGCCCAAGAACCUCACCUGGAAGCAGCGGAUGAAGCAUGUGACGUGGGCUUGGUUCACGCUUACUAUGGCGACGGGCGGCAUCGCCAAUGUACUGCAUACUGUUCCCUACCGCUUUACUGGUCUCCACACUCUCGGCGUCAUCGUGAUGCUCCUCAACAUCGUGCUCUACAUUAUUAUCUGGGCCAUGAUCAUCACGCGCUUCACUUUCUACCCAUGGACAUUCCGCUCGAGCUUCACCCACCCGACCGAAUCUCUCUUUGUUCCAGCCUUUGCCGUCUCGUUCGGCACCAUCCUCAUCAACAUCGUGCAAUACGGGUCCGGGAGCGUGGGGCCAUGGCUGAACCGCGUCGUCGUGAUCCUCUAUUGGUUCGACUGCGGCUUGGCCAUGACCCUCAGCAUCACCAUCUACCUCGUCCUGUGGUCCACCACGACCUUCACCAUCGCAAGGAUGACUCCGAUCUGGAUCUUUCCGGCUUACCCAUUGCUCAUCAUCGGCCCGCACGCCGCCUACCUCUGCACAAAAGCACUCGACUCCAACCAAGCCAUCCGGAUCCUUGUCGGCGGCGUCACCAUCCAGGGCAUCGGAUUCCUCGUCUCCCUUAGCAUCUACUCGGCCUUUGUGUACCGGCUCAUGACGCAGAAACUGCCCGCCGAGCCCCUCCGGCCGGGUAUGUUCGUCUCGGUCGGCCCCUCGGCUUUCACGGUCAGCGGCAUAAUCGGCAUGGCCAAAGACCUGCCCCGAGUGAUUGCCUCUUCGCCUAACGCCACGUUCAUGGACGUGCCCGGCGUGCUCGCCGCUCAGAUUCUUCGCCUUGUCGCCAACUGGACGUGUCUCUGGCUGUGGGGCAUCGCGUGGUGGUUCUUCUUCGUCAGUCUACUCUCUAACAUGGCGUGUCUGCGAGGAAACCACCACAUGCCCUUUGCCAUGACGUGGUUCAGCUUCAUUUUCCCCCAGACGGCACUCACGACCGCGACAUUUGCCAUUGCCGAAGCCUUCGACGUGGGCGCGAUUCGCAUCGUCGGCUGCGUCAUGACGGUGAUUCUCAUUUUGGUUUGGUUUCUCGUGGUCGCUUGUAUGAUCCGGGCGAUUAUCAACAAACAGAUCCUUUGGCCGGAAAAGGGCGAGGACAAGAGCGAGGGCGGGUUCAAGGCAAGGCCUGACGAUUCGAGUGGCGGUUCUGCGGUGCGAAACAAGCAGGACGCGCACGCCAUGGCGGACGGCAAGUCGCCCCGUCGGGGUAGGAGAAGCGGUGAUGAGGGUCAGAGAUCGUCAGUAGGGGAUGCUGCCACGCGGAAUGUUUGA
Molecule: messenger RNA, 1476 nt
Organism: Cladophialophora yegresii CBS 114405
Lineage: Eukaryota; Fungi; Ascomycota; Eurotiomycetes; Chaetothyriales; Herpotrichiellaceae
Exons: 2
Coding region: 1-1476 (491 amino acids)
Biological process (GO): malate transmembrane transport
Cellular component (GO): membrane
Molecular function (GO): malate transmembrane transporter activity
Source: RefSeq, a predicted model, not a curated record